Molecule: messenger RNA, 678 nt
Organism: Neospora caninum
Lineage: Eukaryota; Apicomplexa; Conoidasida; Eucoccidiorida; Sarcocystidae
Product: putative SNARE domain-containing protein
Exons: 3
Coding region: 1-678 (225 amino acids)
Source: RefSeq, a predicted model, not a curated record
AUGAGUGACUUCUGGAAGCGAGACGUAAGGCAGGUGGAGGCUCUCAGGGACGAGAUCGUUUCGCUUCUUCAACAGCGCCAGAAACAAACAGGCGGAGCAAACACUGGAGCUUCAGGACGUUCCAGUGCGGUGCUUCGGGGGAAAUUCUCUCAGUUCUGUCAGGAUGUGGAGCAACUGGAGAGGACCCUGAAGGCAACAGAGGCCGAAAGGCGCGGCGAUCUGUCGCCCGCUGAGUGGCGGCAAAGACGCGACCAAGUCGCGCAUCUUCACGCAGCGAAGUCCGAGCUGCAAAUCGCCUUCACUCGCGCGUUCUCCACGGGCGAGGACUUCUACGACUCGGCUGCUUCCGCUGAGGUCCUCGUGGACGUUCCGCGGGGAGCGAGAGUUUUGAAGACGCGAGAAGAAGACAUUCUCGCGGAGCAAGACGAACAGUUGAGUUUUCUCGAGGGGACGGUGAGCAACCUGAAGAGCAUCGGCCACGCUGUCGGCGACGAAGUGGACGUGCACCGAAAGCUCUUGAGCGACUUGGACGACGACGUCGAUCGGGCACAGACGCUUCUGGAGAAAAACAGGGAAACGCUGCGGAAAAUCAUCGAGAGGCAAUCCACUGUUUGUCUCCUCCUCACGGCUCUUGCGCUGCUCGUCGUCCUCAUCUUCCUCAUGGUUGCAACAGCUUAA